CUUUUCUUUAGUGUUUUGACUAAUAAUUGGUCAAGCCUACCAUUACAAACUAUGUUCCAUUACCAGUACAGAGCACAUGGUUUCACUUUUUAACCAAGCAACUUUAUCUUAAACUUGCUUAUCAAGAACUGUCUCUUCGGUAACACAAAAGGGUCUUUUAUCAAAACCUAUAUAUAGGAUACUUUUCAUAAUUGGAGUAAGAUCUACAAAACAGAGAGUUGUAUACUUUAAAUCAUUUAGAGGUUGUGAAAUAUUAUGGAGAGUGAAGGAAAGAUUGUGUUCACAGAAGAGCAAGAGGCUCUUGUAGUGAAGUCUUGGAGUGUCAUGAAGAAAAACUCAGCUGAAUUAGGUCUCAAACUCUUCAUCAAGAUCUUUGAGAUUGCACCAACAACGAAGAAGAUGUUCUCUUUCUUGAGAGACUCACCAAUUCCUGCUGAGCAAAAUCCAAAGCUCAAGCCUCACGCAAUGUCUGUUUUUGUCAUGUGUUGUGAAUCAGCAGUACAACUGAGGAAAACAGGGAAAGUUACGGUGAGGGAGACUACUUUGAAGAGACUUGGAGCCAGCCAUUCUAAAUACGGUGUCGUUGACGAACACUUUGAGGUGGCCAAGUAUGCAUUGUUGGAGACGAUAAAGGAGGCAGUGCCGGAGAUGUGGUCACCGGAGAUGAAGGUGGCUUGGGGUCAGGCUUAUGAUCACCUUGUUGCUGCCAUUAAAGCUGAAAUGAAUCUUUCCAACUAAAAAAUCAUAUACUAUUAUAUAGUUGUAAACUUGUAAUAAAUAUUUCAUUUUGAAUUGUUCUCAUGACUGUUGUUCUAUUUGGUUUGGUUUGAUUUAGUGACAAUAAUAUAUAUAUAGUGUGCAUUCCAAAAUCCUAAUCAUUUUGAAUACAAGUUUCUUACUAAUUGUUUUGCCCAAAAAAAAAAUGUUUCUUACAAAUUGUAUUAAGAUUAUGAUAUUUUUGAUAGACUUUAAAAUAAAUAUAAUUACUU
Arabidopsis thaliana (thale cress) is the source of this 989-nucleotide messenger RNA. RefSeq names its product hemoglobin 1 (gene HB1). Bases 256 to 738 code for a protein of 160 amino acids. Gene Ontology annotation, molecular function: oxygen binding; heme binding. The transcript has 4 exons. Gene Ontology annotation, cellular component: cytoplasm; nucleus. Lineage: Eukaryota; Viridiplantae; Streptophyta; Magnoliopsida; Brassicales; Brassicaceae. The record is from RefSeq and is marked reviewed.